Drosophila busckii is the source of this 3017-nucleotide messenger RNA. RefSeq names its product DNA repair endonuclease XPF (gene mei-9). The record is from RefSeq and is a predicted model, not a curated record. Bases 28 to 2973 code for a protein of 981 amino acids. Gene Ontology annotation, biological process: double-strand break repair via homologous recombination; nucleotide-excision repair involved in interstrand cross-link repair; resolution of meiotic recombination intermediates. The transcript is spliced from 6 exons. Gene Ontology annotation, molecular function: single-stranded DNA binding; damaged DNA binding; single-stranded DNA endonuclease activity. NCBI's taxonomy places the organism in Eukaryota, Metazoa, Arthropoda, Insecta, Diptera, Drosophilidae. Gene Ontology annotation, cellular component: nucleotide-excision repair factor 1 complex.
UUUUGUUUGUUGUGAAAUUGUUGCGCCAUGUCUGACCAGGAGUUGGCCCCUGAGUCAGGAAUAGAAGUUGCUGAGAAGGAAGUAACACAGCAGGAGGAAACAGCAAGCACAUCAGCAGCCGCGGCGGCUGCUGCUGCAGCAGCUGCCUUGGAAUCACAAGAGGAUGAGGAGUUGGCCAAUUUGGUAACCGCUGAGGAGUAUCUAAUGCGCAAGGAUGUGGUCCUGCUGGAAUAUGAGAAACAAAUGUUUUUAGAUCUCGUGCAUACCGACGGUCUGCUUGUGUGUGCCAAAGGUCUAAGCUAUGAGCGCGUGCUGCUCAACCUAUUGAACGUAUACAGCGAUGCGGGCAAUCUGCUACUGGUGAUCAACAGCUCGGACAUUGAGGAGCAGUACUAUAAAUCCAAGCUGGAAAGCAAGUUUGUGCAUGAGGUGGCCAAUACGGCACAGGAACGAGAACGCGUUUAUUUGGAGGGCGGCAUACAGUUUAUUAGCACACGUAUUUUGGUUGUGGAUCUGCUAAAGCAGCGCAUACCCAUUGAGCUUAUCACUGGCGUAAUUGUGCUGCGUGCCCAUAGCAUCAUAGAGAGCUGCCAGGAGGCAUUCGCACUGCGCUUGUAUCGCCAGCGCAACAAAACAGGCUUCAUUAAGGCUUUCUCCAGCAGUCCCGAGGCCUUCACCAUUGGCUACGCACACAUUGAACGCACCAUGCGCAACUUGUUCCUGAAGCAUUUAUAUAUUUGGCCACGCUUCCACGCCACAGUGCGUGCUGCCUUGCAGCCAUGGCAAACCCAAACCAUUGAGCUGCACGUGCCGCUCUCCGUGCACAUGAGCUCCAUACAAACGCACAUCUUGGAUAUAAUGAAUUUUUUAGUGCGCGAAAUCAAGCGCAUCAACCGCACCGUCGACAUGGAGGCGAUCACCGUGGAGAAUUGUGUGACCAAGAAGUUCCAUAAAAUAUUGCAGGCGCAGUUGGACUGCAUUUGGCAUCAGCUCAACUCACAGACAAAAUUAAUUGUUGCUGAUCUUAAGAUACUGCGCAGCUUGAUGAUCUCGACCAUGUAUCAAGAUGCUGUGAGCGCCUAUGCGCUGAUCAAACGCUAUCGUGGCACAGAGUACGCCAUGAGCAACUCGGGCUGGACGCUGCUGGAUGCUGCCGAGCAAAUAUUUAUGCUGUCCAAGCAGCGAGUCUACAAUGGACAAAAUGAAUUUGCGCCAGAGCAUUGCCCCAAGUGGCAGCCACUGAACGAGCUGCUUACAGUGGAUAUACCAAGUGAUAUGCGUAAACGCUUGGGUGCCAAUCAUUUGCAGGCACCCAAGGUGCUGAUACUCUGCCAGGAUGCGCGCACCUGCUAUCAGCUGAAGCAGUAUCUAACACAAGGCGGUGCACGCUUUCUGCUGCAGCAGGCGAUGCACCAUGAAGUGCACGUGGGCAAGCUGAACGAGGAGUUUGCGCGUCAAAGUCAGGCCAAUGCCAUGGCAAGCAAUGCAGCGCAGCCAAAGUCGAAGCCGCAGCAAGCAGCAGUGGCGCCAGAGCAGCCACAGCUGGAUGAGCUGACGCAGCUGCUGCUCGACAACGAUGCGGAGCAACUGCAAAUGUUUGAGGAAAGCUAUAUGCUGACCAUGACGCAGACGCAAGCGCCGCUCAAAGCGGAACCAAAUGCAAAUGAAUCUAUUUUUGAAAUCAUACCCGAACUGGAGCAGUUCGAUGUCUCAGCAGCGCUGCAGGAGCAGCGUCAGCCUUGCAUUUGUCUGCAGACCUUUAAGACAGAGCGCGAAGGUGCUUUGGCAUUGGAGCACAUGCUGGAGCAGCUGCAGCCGCAGUAUGUCAUCAUGUACAAUACAAAUGUGACGGCCAUAAGGCAACUGGAAGUGUACGAGGCGCGUUGUCGCCGCCCGCCCGCUGAGCGAUUGAAGAUCUACUUUUUGAUACAUGCACGCACCGUGGAGGAGCAAUCAUACUUGACUAGCUUGCGGCGUGAAAAGUCCGCCUUUGAGCUAAUCAUUGAUACCAAAAGCAAAAUGGUCGUGCCUGAGUAUCAGGAUGGCAAAACGGAUGAAGCCUUUGUGCUGUUCAAGAGCUACGAUGAUGAGCCCGCUGGCAAUGCGCAGACACGUCAAGGCGCCAAUGCAGGCGCUGCUCUAACCGCUGCACGCAUUACACCCAAGAUUAUUGUGGACAUGCGUGAAUUUCGCUCCGAUCUGCCCUGUCUUAUACAUCGACGUGGCCUGGAGGUGCUGCCCGUCACCAUUACCAUUGGCGAUUAUAUUCUGACGCCCGAGAUUUGCGUUGAACGCAAAUCCAUAUCCGAUUUGAUUGGCUCACUCAACUCGGGGCGGCUCUACAAUCAGUGCGUCCAGAUGCAGCGCUACUAUGCCAAGCCCAUUCUACUCAUCGAGUUCGAUCAGAAUCGUCCGUUUCAUCUGCAGGGCAAGUUCAUGUUGUCACAACAGACAACGGCUACAAAUGCGGAUAUUAUGCAAAAGCUGCAGCUGCUUACCUUGCAUUUUCCCAAGCUGCGUCUGAUAUGGUCGCCCAGUCCUUAUGCUACGGCCCAGCUGUUCGAGGAGCUCAAGCUGGGCAAAGAGGAGCCAGACGCACAGCUGGCCGCCAGCCUGGGCAGCGAGGAGGCGCUCACCGACGCCGCCGGCGACCAAUUGCAGUACAACAAUGCCAUACACGAUUUUCUGCUGCGUCUGCCCGGCGUGCACACGCGUAAUGUGCACGGCUUGCUGCGACGUGGCGGCAGCUUGCGUCAACUGCUGGAACGCACUCAGACAGAGCUGGCGGAUCUGCUGCAGUCAACGGAGAGUGGCAAGUUGCUGUGGGAUAUUCUGCAUGUGGCGCAUUUGCCGGAGAAGGAUGAGGUGGCCGGCUCGACGGCGCUGCUCGCUGCCAGCAAACAGUUUGGUCAUGGUGCACACAAUCGUUUCCGCAAGGCCGCCGGAGAAGCCAAACGAGGCGCCAGGCGUUGAGACGUCUUAUAGUUUGUACUCAAUUUGGAUUUUGCUUAUAUGCU